UUUGUUCAAGCGCACUGGGACGACGUCGAGUCAAUCCGCGAUCUCGGAGCUCUCAAGAUGCCUUACAAUAUUGCUAUGGUUAGCGAUAACUUUUUCCCACAACCUGGCGGCGUGGAGAGCCACAUGUAUCAACUGGCUAGCCUCAUUGAUCGUGGGCAUAAAGUGAUCAUUAUCACUCACGCAUACCCCGGCCGAACAGGCGUUCGAUACCUAACCAACGGCAUCAAGACAUACCAUGUCCCCUUUUGGACCAUAUACCGCGAAACCACCUUCCCCACCGUUUUCUCAUUCUUUCCCAUGUUCCGCAAUAUCGUCAUCCGGGAAAGGAUCGAGAUAGUGCAUGGACAUGCCAGUUUGAGUAAUCUGUGCCAUGAGGCAAUCCUCCAUGCUCGCACCAUGGGAUUAAGGACGGUCUUUACCGAUCACAGUCUAUUCGGAUUUGCCGAUGCGGGAAGCAUCCUCACAAAUAAACUUUUGAAGUUCACUUUGAGUGACGUCGAUCACUGCAUCUGCGUUAGCCACACAUGCAAAGAGAAUUGUGUUCUAAGAGCCGACCUGGACCCGUCCAUGGUCUCUGUUAUUCCCAAUGCUGUAGUAGCAGACAACUUUCGCCCCCUUUCGCAAAACGAAAUCGACUCGCAAAAAACCAGCGCACCGGGUGCGCCACGACCUCUCGCACCCACAGACGAUAUAACCAUAGUCGUGAUAUCGCGACUAUUCUACAAUAAGGGAAUUGAUCUGUUGAUUGCCGCCAUACCUCGCAUUCUGGCAAACCAGCCUCAUGUCCGCUUUCUUGUAGCGGGUAGCGGACCAAAAGCCAUAGAUUUUGAACAGAUGGUCGAGCGGAAUGUCCUGCAAGACCGGGUGACUCUGCUCGGUCCAGUGAGACACGAACAGGUCAGAAACGUUAUGGUCAAAGGACACAUCUACCUCAAUCCUUCGCUGAUGGAAGCUUUUGGCACAGUCAUAGUUGAAGCUGCCUCCUGCGGCCUCUAUGUGGUGUGCACUCGUGUCGGCGGCGUUCCUGAAGUUCUCCCCUCCCACAUGACCGAAUUUGCCGCUCCCGAGGAGGAUGACCUGGUAGCAGCUACUAAUCGUGCUAUCGCGAAAAUCCGAUCUGGAAAAGUGAGAACAGAUCUAUUUCAUAACCAGGUCAAGCAAAUGUACUCCUGGACAGAUGUUGCGCAGCGUACGGAAAAGAUUUACGAUGCCGUCAGCACUACCCGUAGCCUGGCACUCAUCGAUCGCCUGAAGAGGUACUAUGGAGUCGGGGUAUGGGCAGGGAAAUUGUUUUGCAUGUGUGCUGUGGUGGACUAUCUGCUCUUCAUCUUUUUGGAAAUUUUUGCGCCGAGAGAACGGAUCGAUAUAUGCAAAGAUUGGCCAAAAAAGGCUCUCAACCAGAAUGCCAAUGUACCAGAAAAAGGUAUACAUAGGAACGAAGGGAUGUUUCGAAAGAGAAGUCCUCGCCGUCGAAGAAGAAAGGCGCAGGAAAGCGAAGGAAAUUGA
Messenger RNA from Periconia digitata, 1506 nucleotides. The record is from the annotation of a GenBank genome assembly. NCBI's taxonomy places the organism in Eukaryota, Fungi, Ascomycota, Dothideomycetes, Pleosporales, Periconiaceae.